This is a messenger RNA of Varanus komodoensis (Komodo dragon), 3063 nucleotides long. It is a transcript of the gene USP12, whose product is annotated as ubiquitin specific peptidase 12. Gene Ontology annotation, biological process: protein deubiquitination. Gene Ontology annotation, cellular component: cytosol; nucleus. Lineage: Eukaryota; Metazoa; Chordata; Lepidosauria; Squamata; Varanidae. The transcript is spliced from 9 exons. The record is from RefSeq and is a predicted model, not a curated record. Gene Ontology annotation, molecular function: cysteine-type endopeptidase activity; cysteine-type deubiquitinase activity. Bases 208 to 1326 code for a protein of 372 amino acids.
AGGGAGCGAUCAAGCGAGCCCCCAUCGGCGGUUGGCGCGGCUUCCGGGCGCUUCGACCUGCGGGCUGAAUCCUCGCCGUGUGCCGCUCUCCAGGCAGCUGCUUGGAGGAGGCGCCACCGACGGUCUCCCUCCUUCCGCCUCCUCUACGAGCGGGACUCCCCCGGUUUGCCUCUACGUUGUGAUUGGGUGGAAGAUGGCGCUGCGCGGAUGGAAAUCCUAAUGACAGUCUCCAAAAUCGCCUCCAUCUGUACCAUGGGCGCUAAUGCCUCAGCCUUGGAAAAAGAAAUUGGCCCAGAACAGUUUCCAGUCAAUGAACACUAUUUUGGAUUAGUAAAUUUUGGAAAUACUUGCUAUUGCAAUUCAGUUCUUCAAGCGCUUUAUUUUUGUCGUCCUUUCCGAGAGAAAGUCUUGGCAUACAAGAAUCAGCCCAGAAAAAAAGAGAGUCUCCUUACCUGCUUAGCUGAUCUAUUUCACAGUAUAGCUACACAAAAGAAAAAGGUUGGAGUGAUACCGCCAAAAAAGUUUAUAACAAGACUGCGAAAAGAGAACGAACUGUUUGACAACUAUAUGCAACAAGAUGCACAUGAGUUCCUGAACUACUUAUUGAAUACUGUAGCAGAUAUUUUGCAAGAGGAGAGGAAACAGGAGAAACAAAACGGACGCCUUCCUAACGGCAGCAUUGGCACUGAAAACAACAACACGCAAGUCCCACCAGACCCAACAUGGGUUCAUGAAAUCUUUCAGGGAACAUUAACCAACGAAACAAGAUGUCUCACUUGUGAAACGAUAAGCAGCAAAGACGAAGAUUUUUUAGACCUUUCUGUUGAUGUGGAGCAAAAUACUUCAAUCACACACUGUUUAAGGGGCUUCAGCAAUACAGAAACCCUGUGCAGUGAAUAUAAAUAUUAUUGUGAAGAAUGUCGCAGUAAACAGGAAGCACACAAAAGGAUGAAAGUGAAAAAGCUUCCUAUGAUUCUAGCUCUGCAUCUGAAGAGAUUUAAAUAUAUGGAUCAGCUACAUCGAUAUACAAAACUCUCUUACAGGGUGGUGUUCCCCUUAGAACUUCGUUUAUUUAAUACAUCAGGGGAUGCCACUAAUCCUGACAGAAUGUAUGAUCUCGUGGCUGUGGUGGUUCACUGUGGGAGUGGACCAAACAGAGGACACUAUAUUGCAAUAGUGAAGAGUCAUGAUUUUUGGUUGCUUUUUGAUGAUGACAUUGUAGAGAAAAUAGAUGCACAAGCUAUUGAAGACUUCUACGGGUUAACGUCUGACAUCUCAAAAAACUCAGAGUCUGGUUAUAUUCUCUUCUAUCAGUCUCGGGACUGAAUGAAUCUGUGAUGAAAAGUGGCUUCCUGCUCCACCUCUUUUCUGGCUGCUGUGGAAAGAAGAAAAUACAAAUUCCUUUGGAAAACAAAAGCAAGAAAGCAGAGGAUCAAAGGAAUAGUGGCACAGUUUGCAAGGAACAAAGCCAAGGUUUCAGUGAAACUUUUUUAAACUGUUCAUAUCGUAUUAAUUUAAUUUGCUCAGGUUCAUUGUUGACAGUGCUACUCCACCACAAAUGCCCAGUAGAAAAAGAGAUGCCAGCCACUCUGGUAAGAACUUGUCAUCAUGCAGCUUAAACUAUACCUGGAAGACUUGAUCAGAUUUAAGUCUGGAAAUAUUUUAAUAAUCUUCAGUAUGCUUUGAAUUUUGGCUAGUGUUGCACUGGAAAUGAGUGCAACAGAAGCAAUAGAAAUUUGACAUACUAAUUUUUAUUUCGUAUGACUAAAAGUGCAAAUGAUUCACUAUACUGAUUUUACCUAUGCUGAAUUUCUAGGGGGUUUUGCACACUUAAUUAGAGGGUGUUAGCCUAACAGUUGCCUUCCUGGCCAGAAUAAAUUAACAGAACUUGGCGUUAAAACUAGAAUUAAGAAGGCAAGUAUGUUUUGCUUCUUGUAAGAAGCUUACAUUACAGUAAUAUGUACCUCUAUGGGAACAGCCUUGGGUUUUAAACUCCCUAUGGGGAAGAACUUGGUUUGUAACUAUAGUUUAUUUUUAUUUAUGCAUUAUUGCAACUUCUAGAGGUUCCACGUUUUCUAUUCUCAGUUCCAACAACUUUUGGAACAUAGAUUUGUAUAUUAGCUUGUAUGAGAUUUAAAUAUUCUACUCCAUUGCUCAUCUAAAAGAUAUAUCUAAAUUUUCAGUAAAUAACUUCAAAAUCUACUGGGAAGCUAUGGGACUUUUCUUCUUCCAUGAGGAGCUGGUUUCUCUUGCUAUCGUUUAUUUAAGGAGUUUGAAAUGGAACUUGCCUCUGGCAUUGUAAAACAGAUUACUUCUUUUAUUAAAGUGAGAUGCUAGAGCAUUGGUGAUAUGCUUAUUUUUCUGUUCUAAGUCUUCUGAACAAUAUGAUUGCAAUGUAGGAGACAAUUACGAAGGCCCCUAGGACCAGAGAGGCAAAUAUGCAUGUAGUUCUGGGCUUAAUUGUGACAUUAAAAUGUAAAAUAACUUCAGAAUAUAUUGAUAUUCAAUCAAUGGUUGCCAUGGAUAUGAAAAUCCCGGAUGUGUGUGUUAGUUGGAAUAUUCUACAAGGAAAAACAUGAAUAGUUCAAUACUCUAGAGCUGUGUGAUUGUUCAGUUCAGUAAAAUUGAAAAGGUACUAAAACGUGUUUGAGAUCUGAUUGGAUCAGGACAACGAGAGAUGAUAUGGAACGCUAUUGGACACUUCCAUGGAUCAUCAUUAUGUUGUCUGACAGUGGCUGAAUGUAAUUCUUUGCAGAGAAGGACUGAAUGCACAUUCUCAGUAAGAGCAAUCAUUGUUUGAUUUCUUGGCACCCCUUUCUAGAAUGUGCUUUCUUUCCUUUGUAAUUUUGUUUUUUUGGCAAGGCUGAAAUGUAGAACUUUUUUCGAUCUGCUGCUAUAACUAAUACAUUUACUUUACAUGUACCAUUUAGCUCAGGAAAAUGAACUAUAACUGAACAGGUUUUUAAUAGGGUCACCAAGUGGACUCUCUUAUUUAACAAUUGUGAAAAGGUCAUGUCAAAUUGUAAAGAUUUUUAUAUAUAAAAAUGACGUUUUUGAAGCCUU